AAAAAAUCACAACUUGGUAACAUUUGCAGUAGAGAAUGGUAGAGAAACACGAGUGGCAAUGGCAACUGGAUUGUUGUACUGUCUUUGUAAAUUACGUCUGUCUAAAUCAAAAAUGUUUUUUAUUUUCGUUCCUGCUUGUGCUUAAUAAAAUUAAUACAGUAUAUUUGAAGUUAUUGUUGUAUUUAACAAUAUAGACAUGGAAUAAAGAACACAAAGAAAAGCAUUGGAAAAGUCCUCGUGUAUUACAGAAAUGUUAUUUUAUUGUGAUCCAACAAGCCUCCGAUUCUCAAAAUGUGUAUCAAAUCUAGUGCAAUAAUAUUUUGUGCAUUAUUUGUAUUUGUAUCAUCCACGCAUAUAAAAGGAGAGUUUUCUACGGAUGAAUUUUUCAAGUUCUUAGUUAAAUUUGGAUUUCAGAAGACAGACAUUCAUUUUCAAAAGGAAACAUAUGGAUAUAUUUUCGGGAACUUAACAGCCAAUGUUCAAUUCAAAUACCCUAUCACGUUUGCAGUCUUGGACAGAGGUCACUUUUUACACUAUUACAAAAAUCGUGAUAUUGUUGAUAAAGAGCUAGCAUGUCAAACUAUGUUCCAAAAUUUGAAUGGAACUGCAUACCACCCGAAAUGUAAUGCUUAUGGGCAAGAUCUGUUUAGAAGAAUACCAUGUCCGAAAGGCGGGCUGUGCAUUGACGAAGACACGCCUUGGAAUGUGGUCAAGAAGAAUCAGUUCACAUAUGUUAUUCAGAACUCUGGGCAACCAAGAUUUUGGUAUGUGUCUAUGGUCUCAUGUUACUUAGAUGAGGUAACAUGUACUUGGCAUCACUACACUGGAGCACCUUCAAAGGACAACAAAACUUUGACAAAUAUCCCUCAAAUCAUAAACUAUGAUUUCUGGCUGGUGAAUGGAAGUCCAAACUUAUCAUUUUACAACACGUUGCUGUACCAGUUUUCAUUUGACAGACAGAAUACUUUAGAACUGUAUCUGGUUUUCUGGCUGUGCUAUAUUAUUCUAUUGCCAGUCCAGAUUUAUGCAGUCAGAGAUUUUCACUUCAAAACUUUUAAGUCUAUAGAAACACAAAAGCAUCCAGUGACAAAGUUGUUUACAUUCAGCCUUGUCCUGGAGUUCAUUGCUCUAUGCUUCAAUGUGCUGCAUACUGUGAAGUUUGCUGUGGAUGGUGUUGGGUUUGCUGGGCUGGCGGCUGCUGGGGAUGUUCUAGAUAUUAUGAGCAGAACACUGUUCAUGUUGCUCCUACUUUUGCUAGCAAAGGGUUGGGCAGUGACUAGAUUGGAGCUCACAUACAAACCACUGGUUUUCGGAGUUUGGCUUGCCUAUGGAAUCGUCCAUAUUCUUCUAUAUGUUUGGAAUACAACUGAAGUGGACAUUAUAGAAGAGAUAGACGAAUACCAAACAUGGCCUGGAUGGUUGAUACUCGCUCUGCGCGUCGCGAUAAUGACUUGGUUCGUCCUCGAACUUCGGUAUACGAUGAUGUAUGAACACAAUAUGCCGAAGUUAAACUUUUUGCUUCACUUUGGCGCGUCAAGCCUGGUAUGGUUCGUGUAUUUGCCGAUUAUAGCGCUCAUUGCGCUUCAGAUCAGCCCUCUGUGGAGGUUCAAGUUUUUAUUAGGUAUCACAUAUUCAGCCGACUGUCUUGCGUUUUGCGUAAUGGCGCACCUGCUGUGGCCAACGCGCUCCGAACAGUAUUUACUACUAGCGCCCUCUGACUAUACAGCGGGCAUUGAAGAACUAGACGAAUUCAACGAGUCGCCUCACGUGGUACACAGUGACACCGUGGCCCUCACCACGGCCGAGAGCAUCAACGCUGAUGAUGAAGAGAUCAUAUUCACCAGAGCCUCGCACAAAAACGGCACUGCCUUCUCAUAGCAAUGCCAACAGGUAACAUAAAGGAUUCCUCAAAUAUCGUUCACUCCGAACGAAUGAAAUUAUGAAUUUAACACGAUCGAAAUUAUUCACAAAUAUUGGUCUCACAAACUCUCCAAUAUUUGUGUAGUGAAUCAUGUUGAUUGUGUCGAUUUAAACACUGUUAUUUGUAAUAUUUAUUACGAAAUACAAGAAUUGACGAAUGUAAUGUUGAUCUAUGAAAUAUAUGAAUGAGUGAUAGGAAAAUCGAAUAUAAAUGGCUAAUAUUUUUAGUCAAUAGUAAAUUUUAAAUGAAUGUGUCCUGCUGUGUGAUAUUCAAGUACAUUGAUUCCUUAUUGAUGAAAUUGUUGAUAGCACAAAAUUAAUUGAAUUUACUAAGAAUGCAUAAUUAUAUACUUGUAAGCGAAAUAGUGCCGGUCUCCAAGCGAUCGUAUCUAAGUGUCAAUUAACGUGAUUAUAUUUGAUUAUUCAAGAUAAUAUGACACUAAGAGUGAAACAAAAAAUAUCACAAUUAACUAUGUGCCAACGAUUGAAUCAACUAUUAUUUAAUACGAAGAAAAUAUUGCAGAUACCUAUAAUGUAAGAGUAUUCGUAAUCAUUGUGUCUUUGUGAAAAAUGUCUGAAUUUACCAAAAUAUAUUUAAGAAAAUGGGUGUUAAAAGUGCUGUUAAAGUUGAAUGGAGUUUUUCUUAUUGAAUGAAUUGUGUAAAUAUUGUUUUGUAAAGUUCUGAUGCUUACCUACUGCAGGUACUUACAUAUUAACGGUUUACUUAAUUUUUGUACGUCUAUAAACAACUAAACAGUGAUUCAGGGUGUACCUGAGUAUGAUAAAAAUAAUAGUUAUAAUACAACGCACUCUACACACUUGUCCAUGUAAAUCACGCAAACAAUUAUGAAAUUUGAUUCUUAUGAUCUUAUAAGUUAAGAAAUAUUAGUUAUUUUUUGUUAUAAAAUCCAAUAUAUAGGUACUCCUAAUCAGAACUCGUUAUGUAGUUUGAUUGAGUUUGUAUUAUGUCGAAUGAGAACGAUUAGUCUACGGGUGUUAAAGGUUCGCUAGUGAAAUCGAAUUCUUAUGAAAAAAACGCUGAUACAUUUUGUAUACAAAUAGAUUCUUGAAUAUAACAAAUAGAUACGUGAUGUACAGUGACUUUUAGAAAUGUUAAAGUACAAUUAGAUCUCAAAUCGAUGUUUUAUUGUGGUCUGUACGACAAAACGGCAGCUGAAUUAUAUUUUUGUCAAUGUCUAAAUUUAUUUGCUUUUCGUGUUAUCUGUCUAAUUACUAUGUAUAAAUUAUUUAAAUAGUCGUCUAAAUUUACUAAAUUCAUUAACACAUUAAAAUUACUAGGCAAGGAAAUUCUUCGAAACAUUCUUUUAGCGAUAUUUAGAAAUUUUAAAUAACUUAAUGAUAGCAGAGCAUGCUCUUUAAAACUUUUAGGAUAAUUAGAUUGAUGGUCGUAUAUUUUGUUAUGGACACUUGAUUGAAAUUAUAAAAGGUUCGCUAUUUUAUUCACAGAUAUGAUUUGUGUGAAGCAUGCUCUUUUCUCUAUUAAAGUAAAACUUUAUUUAAACGUGAUGUCGUGUCAAUGUAGUAUAAGUGUAGAAAAGCUAGUGAUGUACAUUUUGGUUAUUAAAUUUUAUUUUAAUAGAAGAAAA
Molecule: messenger RNA, 3527 nt
Organism: Helicoverpa zea (corn earworm)
Lineage: Eukaryota; Metazoa; Arthropoda; Insecta; Lepidoptera; Noctuidae
Product: transmembrane protein 145
Exons: 8
Coding region: 292-1878 (528 amino acids)
Biological process (GO): response to pheromone; G protein-coupled receptor signaling pathway
Source: RefSeq, a predicted model, not a curated record